UCUUAGACUAGAAGGUAUGGGGGCCGGCUUGGCCCGGCUUGGCCCGGCGCCGGACCCCCACACCGCCCCCCUCUUCCGGCUUCCGUCACAAACGGCGACCCACAGCCGGGUCCGCCGUGCCUCCUUCUUCCUUUUCCUCUCACAUAUACCUAUACAUAUAUACAUAUAUAUACAUAAAGGGGUUCAUCCCCACCCCCUAGGUCCAUCCCCUCCAAGCCACUCCUACGUGGCGCCUAUGUGGCGGCUCAUCCCCUCCAAGCCCAUCCAAACCAUACCUUCUAGUCUUAAUAUCUCCAUCUUCUUCACCACACACACCCACUCUCUCUCUCUCUUACUCUUUCUCUCUCUAAAAGUUUCUUGAUUACAGAGCCUUUUAAUCAAGCUUAUCCAUUUUAUCUCCAUACAAACUCCUCCAACUGUCACCGUCGGAUCUCUUCCUCUCCGAUUUCUCUCUCUCUCUCUCACUCCUACUUUCUCUCUCUAGGUUAAUCUUUCCUGUUUAAUCUCCAAGAUUCAGUCUUUUCAUCUGGGUUUGUGUAAUCCAAUCAUGGGUGUCACUUGAUUUGAAGUGGGUUUUUGUUUUUUUCUUGAUUUGAAAUCUGGGUCUUGUGAAAUCCUUCGUAAAUCACUGUUUUUUGUUUCAUUUAUGCUAACCCAAUCAAGAAUCUUGAAACGUGAUAAAGUUAGGGUUUUUAUUUGAUUUUUUUUUUGGGUAUUUUGUUUCCUGAAAUCUUGAAAUUUGGUCUUGUGAAAUACUUUAUAAAUCAUUGUUUCAUCUUCCGUUUAUAGUUACCCAAUCAAGAAUCUUGAAAUUUAAUAAAGUUAUGGCUUUUAUUUGAUUUUUUGGGGUUUUUUUUUUUUUUUUUUUUUUAAUUUCCUGUCUGCAAAAUACCCUUUUUUGAAUUUUGAAUUGGGGAUUCUGUUUCUUGAAAUCUUGAAUUUUCUUGAAUUUUUAAUAAUUUUAUUCUAUUAAACCAUCCGAAAUUAUUUACGGAAUGACAGAUAAACGGGCAACAAGCUGCAACGGCAGUCAGCGUGUUCACGGCAUGUCAGACGUCGUUUUUGAGUGCGUAUUAGCGUACAUAGACGACUCACGUGACCGACAAUCGAUAUCAUUGGUCUGCAAGAGGUUGAACGAACUCGAAGCGCAGACGCGUAAGCACGUGACAAUAGCUUUAUGUUACACAGCCACACCCAAACAGUUACUGAGGCGGUUUCCGUUCGUUGAGUCGGUUAAACUGAAAGGGAAGCCACGGGCCGCCAUGUAUAAUUUGAUACCGGAGGAUUGGGGCGGGUUUGCUACGCCGUGGGUGGAGGAGCUUUCGAAAUCUUUUAGUUGCUUAAAGGGUGUGCAUUUUAGAAGGAUGAUUGUGAAAGAUGAGGAUCUUGAAUUGUUGGCACGUGAGAGGGGGCAUGUGCUUCAAGUUCUUAAACUUGAUAAGUGUUCUGGAUUCUCUACUGAUGGGCUUGCACAUGUUACUCGUUCUUGCAGGAACCUUAAAGUCCUGUUUUUAGAAGAAAGCCAAGUGAUAGAGAAGGAUGGAAACUGGCUACACGAGCUCGCCUCGAACAACACUCAACUCGAAACACUAAACUUUUACAUGACCGAUCUUUCACUAGUCAGUUCCAACGAUCUUGAGCUAAUAGCGAAAAGAUGCAAGUCUUUAGCAUCGGUCAAAAUAGGCGACUGUGAAAUCUUGGAUCUUGUUGGUUUCUUUCGCUUCGCGGGUUCGCUUGAAGAAUUCAGUGGCGGUUGCUUUAACCACCAUGCCGAGGAGUAUGCUUCUCUAGCAUACCCCCAAGGAUUGCGUCGGUUAGGUCUUAAUUACAUGAGUACCAAUGAAAUGCCCAUCGUGUACCCCUUCGCCUCACGUCUUAAAAAACUCGAUCUCCUUUAUGCCCUUCUUGACACCGAAGAUCACUGCGUGUUGCUCCAACGGUGUCCGAAUUUAGAAGUUCUUGAGACAAGAAAUGUGAUUGGAGACAGGGGAUUGGAAGUUCUAGCAUGCUCUUGCAAGAAACUAAAGCGGCUAAGAAUCGAACGAGGAGCCGAUGAACAAGAAUUGGAAGACGAAGAAGGCGUUGUUUCUCAAAGGGGAUUAACCGCGAUAGCCCAAGGUUGUCUCGAGUUAGAAUACAUUGCUGUAUACGUAUCCGACAUCACAAACGCCGCACUAGAAACCAUGGGAACGAACUUAAAAAACCUCUGCGAUUUCCGUAUGGUUUUACUCGAUAAAGAAGACGUUAUUACCGAUCUGCCACUCGAUAACGGAAUCCGUUCGUUACUAAGUGGCUGCAACAAACUCAGAAGAUUCGCACUCUAUCUUAGGCCCGGAGGGCUAACCGAUGUGGGUUUGACUUAUAUCGGUCAACACAGUCAGAAUAUACGAUGGAUGUUACUCGGGUAUCUUGGCGAAUCGGAUACCGGGCUUCUCGGGUUCUCUAGAGGCUGCCCGAGUUUACAAAAACUCGAAGUACGAGGGUGUUGUUUCAGUGAAAAAGCGCUUGCGAUGGCGGUUUUACAGUUGCGAUCGUUAAGGUACUUAUGGGUACAAGGGUAUAGGGGAUCUAGCACCGGAUUUGAUCUGUUAGCGAUGGCCCGACCGUUUUGGAAUAUUGAAAUAAUCCCGCCACGAAAGGUUAGCUCGGGAGAAGGUAAAGAGCUCGAACAUCCUGCACAUAUACUCGCGUAUUACUCCCUUGCUGGACCUAGAACCGAUUUUCCACCUUCGGUCAUCCCACUUGACUACAUUGGUUAAUAGAUUUGUACACUUGGUUUUGUUUUUCGUUUGGUUUUGUUGUAUCGAGUAGUCGUAUUGUUAGUUUUGUUACUGUUUGUAAUCGUUUGGUUUGGAGACGGGUGUGACAUAAAUUUACCAUCUUGAUAGAUUUUGCGCGA
Helianthus annuus (common sunflower) is the source of this 2899-nucleotide messenger RNA. RefSeq names its product coronatine-insensitive protein 1. Gene Ontology annotation, biological process: SCF-dependent proteasomal ubiquitin-dependent protein catabolic process. The record is from RefSeq and is a predicted model, not a curated record. The coding region runs from base 996 to 2759 and encodes 587 amino acids. Gene Ontology annotation, cellular component: SCF ubiquitin ligase complex. The transcript has 3 exons. Lineage: Eukaryota; Viridiplantae; Streptophyta; Magnoliopsida; Asterales; Asteraceae.